UUUAAGGCUUAAAGGAAGACUUGAACCGUCAGCAUAAAAUGGGGAAUUUAAAAAAAUUUAUUGGUUUUAUGACUUGGACACAUAAAAACCUUUUUUUUGUCUUCCUUUUUGUCUCCCCCUUUUUUGUCCUUUCAUUUUUCUUUUUUAAAGAUUUUUUUUGUUUCCUUGGGUAGAGGGCCGCUGUCUCGAGACUAAAAAUAAUUUUUUCUGUUUCGCUCUCUUCAAUUUCCGUGCUAUUUCCCUUCGAAAUUUAACGAAAUUUUUUCUCCUAGACUAAGGGGAUCUAUUGUCAUCUUGAGACUAGAAAAUAAUUUUUUCUUUGUCUCUCUUCAAUUCCCACACUAUUUUCCCUCAGAAAUUUCAAGGAAUUUUUUGUUUUCUAGGCUAAGGACUUAUUGUCAUCUUGAGACAAAAAAUAAUUUUUCCUUCUGUCUCUUCAAUUUUCACGAUAUUUCCCUUAAAAAAUUGAAUUUUCUUGGGUAGAUGAGCCAUUGCCGUCUUUAACCUUUCCUCUGUCUCUCUUCAAUCUCCACACUAUUUUCCCUAGUUGAAAUUUUGAAUUUUUGUUUUAGACAUUUUUGUCUGUCUUUUGCUUGUAGGGGGAAUUCUUAGAAAAAAAUUCUUUUUAAGCAUUCCAAAAUAGAAUUAAAAAAAUGUAUUUACUAGAAUAAUUUAUAAAAAAAAGAAAGAUUUUUUUUCUAAUUUAAUUCCGUGUAUGUGGUCGUUGUACAAAUAUAUUUUAGCUAAUUAAAUUUAUCGACAGAAAAAAAAUUUUUUUUUAAUUUUUUUUUAAUUUUUCUAAAUUUAUCCCUCCAAUAUGGAUUAAAUAAAAUUAGAAAAUAUAUUUAAAUAUUUAAUAAUUUAAAUAAAUUUCCUCAUAUGUUUAGGGGAAUUCACGUGGCGCUGCUGUGAAAAAAAAAAAUUUUUUGAGAAAAAAAUUUUUUUCUCCUCAUUUAUAAUUCGUUAUUUAAUUAAUUUUCUAAUUAAUUUUUAAUUUUUUAAUUUUUUCAGAGCCAAAGAAAAAAAAAUAAUUUUUAUUAAAUUAAAUUAACUAGACGAAUUUACUUCUUGUUUUAGACUAUUUGUAAAAAGAAGAAAUGCUUUGGAAUUUUGAGGAAAUCACCGAUUCUGGUGAAAAUUCUCUAGGCACUUCCUCUUCUGUUGAAACUGACCCGCUUUCGUCAAUGCUAGCUUCUAUAGUACGCCAAUCGCCUGUUGGGGGAAUUGAAAUUAGAGGUGGUGGGGGUGGACAUAUUAGAGGCUUAGAUUUUGACAUUGCCGCGGUCGAUCGUUCGCUUAUACCUCAUCCAAAUGACCAGCACCAACUUAUGGAACAUCAACACAACUUUUUGACAGGAAAUCCUGCUUCUAUGGUUCAGCGGGUAUUUUACUCAAUUUUUUUGUUUUUAAAUGUUAAUUGGGGGUUUUGUAUUGAGUGGGAAGCUCCAAGAUUAAAAAUGUUAAUUAAAGCAUUUUUUAGUUUUGAAGAUAAGGCUUAA
Meloidogyne enterolobii is the source of this 1499-nucleotide messenger RNA. NCBI's taxonomy places the organism in Eukaryota, Metazoa, Nematoda, Chromadorea, Rhabditida, Meloidogynidae. The record is from the annotation of a GenBank genome assembly.